GAGAAUCUGCACGUAGCAUUCAGACUUUUAGGAAUCCAGCCCUUUACCACCAGAUGGCCAACAGUGCGCAGAAACAUCACAGAUAGGACGAACUACCAGACUCCGUGGUUAUCUUCUUACCGUUGACUGCACCGAGUCUGGUUUGAGUUGAGACUUCAGAGGACCAAGCGACCACGGGACUGGUGCAGGGGACACAUUUCUGCUGCAUGAUGCUGUGGUUUAGGAUGGAGCUGCCAUGUUGGUGUUUAUUGUUGCUGAGCUGUCUGCAGUCGCUCUCUGCCAACGAGUUCUUCUCCUCCAUAGGCCAGAUGACAGAUCUGUUGUACACAGAAAAAGACCUUGUCACCUCUCUAAAGGACUACAUCAAAGCGGAGGAGAACAAGCUUGAGCGGGUGAAACAGUGGGCUGAUAAAUUGGAAUUGUUGUCAGCCACAGCCAUACAGGACCCCGAGGGCUACCUGGGGCACCCUGUCAAUGCCUUCAAACUGAUGAAGAGGCUGAACACAGAGUGGGGAGACCUGGAGAGCCUUGUACUCAGUGACACCACUGAUGGAUUUAUUUCCAAUCUGACCAUCCAGAGACAGCACUUCCCCACAGAUGAGGACCAGACCGGAGCGGCUAAAGCUCUCCUCCGGUUACAAGACACGUACAAACUGGAUGCCAACACCAUCUCUACAGGAGACCUACCUGGAGUGAAAUACAAGAGCCUUAUGACAGUGGAGGACUGUUACGAACUGGGGAAAAUCGCCUACUCUGAUGUUGAUUACUACCACACAGAGCUGUGGAUGGCCCAGGCCCUGAAACAGCUUGAACAGGGAGAGGAGUCCACUUUAGAUAAGGUGACAGUGCUCGACUACCUCAGCUACUCCAUCUACCAGCAGGGGGAGAUACAUCGAGCCCUGGAGUACACCAAGAAGCUGCUUGAACUGGACCCAGAGCACCAGCGUGCCAAGGGCAACCUAAAGUACUUUGAAUUCCAGUUGGAGAAGCAGAAAAAGGAUGCAGAGGAUGGAGCUCAAACAGAGAAAGAGCAAGGGAAAAGAGAUAUAACUGAAAAGAAAGAGAAGCCCAAAAAGAAGGUCCCCAAUCAUCUGCUUCCAGAGAGGACGAAGUAUGAGAUGCUUUGUCGUGGGGAGGGCAACAGAAUGACCCCCCGCAGGCAGAGCCGGCUGUUCUGUCGUUACUUUGACAACAAUCACAACCCUAUGUAUGUGCUGGCACCUGUCAAACAGCAAGAUGAGUGGGACCGCCCCUACAUUGUCCGCUACCUUGACAUCAUGUCUGACAAAGAAAUGGACAAGGUCAAGCAACUGGCGAAGCCCCGAUUAAGGCGAGCCACGGUGCAUGACCCUCUAACUGGGAAACUUACCACUGCCCAGUACAGAGUCUCUAAGAGUGCUUGGCUCACUGGCUAUGAAGAUCCAAUGAUUGAUAAGAUCAACCAGAGAAUUGAAGAUCUCACAGGGUUGGAAAUGGACACUGCAGAAGAGCUGCAGGUUGCAAAUUAUGGCGUUGGAGGUCAAUAUGAACCUCACUUUGACUUUGGAAGGAAAGAUGAACCAGAUGCCUUUAAAGAGCUGGGAACAGGGAACCGCAUAGCAACAUGGCUCUUCUAUAUGAGUGAUGUAGCAGCAGGUGGAGCCACAGUAUUCCCAGAUGUUGGUGCAGCAGUUUGGCCCCAAAAGGGAACUGCUGUGUUCUGGUACAAUCUGUUUCCGAGCGGGGAGGGAGACUACAGCACCCGACAUGCAGCCUGUCCAGUGUUGGUCGGCAACAAGUGGGUAUCAAACAAAUGGAUCCAUGAACGGGGCCAGGAGUGGCGACGACCUUGUUCCCUAAAUGAAACUGAAUGAUGGAAAAAGAAAUCCUCGUCAUCACCUCCCUGGCCCUCUCUCUCCUUCCUUGUGAACCACCCAGGACCAAAGAACACUGCUGCAGAUCACAGAUGAUACAUAUGAAUACAUGGGGUCCAAAAGGG
This is a messenger RNA of Perca fluviatilis (European perch), 1978 nucleotides long. RefSeq names its product prolyl 4-hydroxylase, alpha polypeptide I b (gene p4ha1b). Gene Ontology annotation, cellular component: endoplasmic reticulum. Gene Ontology annotation, biological process: peptidyl-proline hydroxylation to 4-hydroxy-L-proline. The record is from RefSeq and is a predicted model, not a curated record. The transcript is spliced from 15 exons. Lineage: Eukaryota; Metazoa; Chordata; Actinopteri; Perciformes; Percidae. Gene Ontology annotation, molecular function: protein binding; procollagen-proline 4-dioxygenase activity; L-ascorbic acid binding. The coding region runs from base 207 to 1853 and encodes 548 amino acids.